Messenger RNA from Eublepharis macularius, 2691 nucleotides. RefSeq names its product solute carrier family 35 member C1 (gene SLC35C1). Gene Ontology annotation, cellular component: Golgi apparatus. The record is from RefSeq and is a predicted model, not a curated record. Bases 362 to 1474 code for a protein of 370 amino acids. Lineage: Eukaryota; Metazoa; Chordata; Lepidosauria; Squamata; Eublepharidae. Gene Ontology annotation, biological process: protein O-linked glycosylation via fucose; GDP-fucose import into Golgi lumen. The transcript is spliced from 2 exons. Gene Ontology annotation, molecular function: antiporter activity.
AGGAGGAAGUGAGGCUUUCCUCCUGCCUUCCCGGGGCUGGGGGCUGUGCUGGGCAGCCUUAGCGGGAUCCUUGGUGCCUGAGGCUGCUCCCAUCCCGACUCCGUGCGUGUUGCUUUGGAGGCGUGCCUCGUUCAUUGUACUUGGGACCGCAGCCAAGCAGGAGUCUGCUUCGGACCGCAGCCUUCCCUCUGUCGUGGCCUUCCGGAUCCUGCAAGGAUCCGAAAGUGCUCUCUGUGCGCGUGCUUGUGUGGGGGAAGGUGAGGUCCGGCCUUGCAUGGCGGUGACCUGAGCGGCAUCUUCUGCCGGUGAGGCUUGGCAGGCUGCUUCCUGCUUCUCUGAUCCCGCCACCACCUCCUUUUCUAUGAUGAACAGGAUCCAGCUGAAGCGAUCUGGGAUUCUCAAGAUGGCCCUCAGUGGCUCCUCCGAUCUCCUGCUCCAGCAGAAAGAUGGUGAGAGUAGUACCAGGCAGCCCUCGUUCCUGCUUAGGGCCCUACGGAUCGCCACGGUGGUCUCGCUCUACUGGUUUAUUUCCAUCACCAUGGUCUUCCUCAACAAGUACCUGUUGGGCAGCCCCUCGCUGCGCCUUGACGCCCCGCUCUUUGUGACGUUCUACCAGUGUUUUGUCACCGUCCUCAUCUGCAAGGUGCUGAGCCUUCUGGCCUCCUGCUGUCCCCCAAGCUGCCUGGACUUCCCCUCCAUCCGCAUGGACCUCAAGGUGUCCCGCAGCAUCUUGCCCCUCUCCGUGGUCUUCAUUGGCAUGAUUACCUUCAACAACCUGUGUCUCAAAUAUGUCGGAGUGGCUUUCUACAAUGUGGGUCGCUCCCUCACCACUGUUUUCAAUGUGCUGCUUUCUUACCUGCUGCUGAAGCAAACCACUUCCCUCUAUGCCUUUUUGGCCUGUGGGAUAAUUAUAGGUGGUUUCUGGCUUGGUAUAGAUCAAGAGGGAGCGGAAGGUACUUUGUCUUGGGCUGGUAUAGUCUUUGGUAUCCUGGCCAGCCUCUGUGUCUCCCUGAAUGCUAUUUACACUAAAAAAGUCCUCCCUGCUGUGGAUGGCAGCAUCUGGCGCCUGACUUUCUAUAACAACAUCAAUGCCUGCAUCUUGUUCUUGCCAUUCAUAUUUCUUUCUGGCGAAUUCCAGACGCUCUACCACUUUGAUAAGUUAGGAAGCAUCUACUUCUGGGGCAUGAUGACCCUGAGUGGGCUGUUUGGAUUUGCCAUUGGAUAUGUGACAGGACUCCAGAUAAAAUUUACAAGCCCUCUAACACAUAAUGUCUCUGGGACGGCCAAGGCAUGUGCCCAGACAGUACUAGCUGUCUGUUAUUAUGAAGAAACCAAGAGCUUUUUAUGGUGGACUAGCAACAUGAUGGUUCUAGGUGGCUCCUUUGCCUACACGUGGGUGAAAGGGCUGGAAAUGAAGAAAGUCCAGGAGGAACCUGUUCCAAAAACAAAUGAGAAAAAUGAGACUGGUGUCUAAAUUAAUCCAGCCUGCACCUCACUGUAUGCCUGCCUUGUCUCCGAGUGUGCAUGGAAUUGUGCAUUAUUGGAAAGAUAGACAAGGUUUGAGGACUGCAAGGCAGGAAGAUCCUGUGACUUGAAAGCAGUGGGAGCUGGGAGCAGAGCCAAAGUCUUCCACAUGUACAGAGCCCUUGCUGCAGUAAUCAUGGUAAAAGGGGAAAGGGUGUGACGUAUAGAAGGUGACACAAUGGUGGUGGUGAGAUGGUUAGCUUCAAUGAAUACCUCUGUGUCUACCAAGGCACUUCUUUAAAUGGCUGUGGUCCCCUGUAGAUUCUACCUAUGUGUAAUUGAUUUUCCCCUUGAUAAAGGAAGGUAUGUUCUUUUUAACGACCAAUGAAUGCUCGAUGGGUUGUAGCUUUAUUUGUCCAAGUUGGGAGUAUGUUGUGUGAGUAGGUGCAUCUUUUUAUUACUUGGCAUCUUGCCAAAUAGUCUGAGCGUAUUUAAGGGGAGACCUCUCCUAAGAGCUAGUCUCUUGGCCCACUAAGGAUAAUCAUGGUUGGUUGUUAACACUUCUGCCCCUGUGGGACCUGUUUGUAGCAAGAAAUAUAAGGGAGAGGCCUUGUAUUAGUGAAUGGAAUUAGUUUGGAAGCUCUCAAGAGUAUGUAUUAAAUGAAGGUUGAGGAGCAUUUCAGUACAUGCCGUUCUUUCCAGCAAGUUUAUUUUAAGGGGGGAAAUCUUUUCUCUUGUUUUUCUCACUAUAAUUGUCCUCAGCAGAAAGGAAGAUCAGUAUAAGAAGAAAGGGGCUUUGGAAUUGUCAUGACCUAGCUUCCUCAAAACUCAUGGACAAAUUCUAACUCGUUGAGUAAUAUUGUGAUACAACCUACUCACGUCUCCAAGAUUAUUAAUGUAGGAGGUAAUCAACUGCUGAGCUGACCUAUAUAUGUAAUAUAUUCUGAAGGAAGCAAAAAUGGCAGCAUGCCGUAAUUCUCAGCAGUGGGUUUCCUGGGAUUUUUUUAAUACUGUCUCUCUUGCUGAUUGAGCCACUGUGGGCUCUAAAAGCCCAAAUCUGAUUGGACCGCCACUUGCCACCUUGCCUUUUUAUUUUGUCGGUGGGAGUGGAUUCUCUCCACCUCAUCUCUGUCCCACUUUGCUGAUUUUGUACCAGGAAAUUAAUUUUGGCUUGUGUUGCUGGUUUGUCAUUAAACUUUAUUUAAUAAAAGUAUUAUUUGUCUUUGA